CCAAAGUGAUAUUUAAGCAUGUUCACUUCCUUCUUUUCCUCUCGGUCACGAGGCUCCUGGAUUCCACCUAUCGACAUUAUCGACCAGGAUAAAAAGUUCACAAUGAUCAUGGACCUACCUGAAGUUAAGAAGGAGGACUUGAAGGUCUACACAGAGAAGGGUAAUGUUGUUUGUAUAUCUGGCAAUCGACUUCGAAGCAAAACGGAGGAAGAUCGAAGGGACCUUCUUAUUGUUGCUGAGCGUGGUUAUGGGCGAUUCGAGCGUUGCUUCGAACUUCCCACUUCCAUUGACGAUUCAUCAGUAAAGGCUUCGUUUAGGAAUCAAACACUGAGAGUUGAUGUUCCGAAAGAGUCGAAUAAAGACGUAAAUUCUUCUUCCUCCAUCAGUAUUGAAUAAAAUUGAUCGCAGCGAUUGAAUUGUCAAGACGGUGGCAACAUGAAAUAUAUGAAUUCUUGAAAAAUAUGCAUAAUAUAUAACGGGAAAUACACUAUUAUUUUGAUUUGUGGUGAAGCUGCAAGUACAAUAUUUGACUUUAUUAGGAUUUCCCAUGACAUUGGCUGGUGGAGCAGUUGAUACUCAAGGGAUGAACAUAUUUUUAUAGGAUUAAUUUUAUCUACUUAUUCUUAAAUUAUUCCAUUAUAAAUUACCUUUUUUACGUUAGCUU
Messenger RNA from Phytomonas sp. EM1, 664 nucleotides. Lineage: Eukaryota; Euglenozoa; Kinetoplastea; Trypanosomatida; Trypanosomatidae. The record is from the annotation of a GenBank genome assembly.